ACAAAAGUUCAAAUGUCCUCGACUCGACCAAAAUGCCUCGUCAGCUUUUCCAACUGCCUUAUUCAGUAUCGUGUUCUUCGUUCAGGUCGCCACCGCCACGUGUCGGCCCCGCCUUGACCUCUCCAUCGCGUAUAUCUCCCGCACCCCCUCCUCCUCUUGCCCUUUGGACUCCCAACAACACAGUCUCAGAAAAGUUCUCUUGCUCCUUAGCCCGUGAACAUAUCAGCACAGAGAGAGAGAGAGAGAGAGAGAGAGAGAGGGUUGAUUUGACUGUGUGAGGAGAGAUGGAACGUGGGUUCCAUGGCUACCGCAAGCUCCCCAGCACCACCAGCCCCGGACCCGAAAUUGGCAUGGCAGUCGCCGAUGGAAACCACACCGCUGCCGCAGCCAGCAACAACCACCAUUUGAAUGCGGAUGAAAACAUCGAGUGCACCGUGAGGGAGCAAGACCGCUUCAUGCCCAUCGCGAACGUGAUCAGGAUCAUGCGCAAGAUCCUCCCCCCGCACGCCAAGAUCUCGGACGACGCGAAGGAGACAAUCCAGGAGUGCGUCUCCGAGUACAUCAGCUUCAUCACCGGGGAGGCCAACGACCGGUGCCAGCGCGAGCAGCGGAAGACCAUCACAGCCGAGGACGUCCUCUGGGCCAUGAGCAAGCUCGGCUUCGACGACUACAUCGAGCCCCUGACUAUCUACCUGCACCGCUACCGCGAGAUGGAAGGCGACCGUGGGUCCCUGAGGGGCGAGCCCUUCAUGAAGAGGGCGGUCGACUACGGCAACUUGGGCGUUCCCGCUGCUUUCACACGGGGAUUCCCAAUGGCUGGCCCAGCCGGCCCCCACCCUGCUUACUUUGGAGCUCCGCCAAUGGGCGGGUACUUCAAAGAUGGGAAUACUGGCCAUGAGGGCUCUUCAAGUGGGGCUGUUGGAAAUGGUGAGGCCCAUGGCCAAUUUGAAUGAUGCAUCAUGUUAUCUUGACUGUAGGAGGACAGUAACCCAGCUCUUUUCCUUCUUGUUUUUCUUUUCAAUGAAAGAAAGGUAACCUAGCUUGUUAACGAUGGAGGUUGGAGUCUAUUGGAACUGAGUUUGGACUGCAGAUCAUGGAAAUAAAACAGUAACUUCUUGGCAUUUUUUUGACUUCACUUGAAGAACAAGAACAAGAACACUUGUUUUCUUUUCCGGAGUUUAACAUCUUAUUUCCAAAGCACUUGCGUUUGUUAAUUGAGCUUGCUAAGUUAGCAAUUACACUGCUUAUUUUCAUAUCAAACCCUUUUUCUUAUAACUCAUUCCACU
Molecule: messenger RNA, 1286 nt
Organism: Syzygium oleosum
Lineage: Eukaryota; Viridiplantae; Streptophyta; Magnoliopsida; Myrtales; Myrtaceae
Product: nuclear transcription factor Y subunit B-6
Exons: 2
Coding region: 285-953 (222 amino acids)
Biological process (GO): regulation of transcription by RNA polymerase II
Cellular component (GO): CCAAT-binding factor complex; nucleus
Molecular function (GO): DNA-binding transcription activator activity, RNA polymerase II-specific; RNA polymerase II cis-regulatory region sequence-specific DNA binding; protein heterodimerization activity
Source: RefSeq, a predicted model, not a curated record